Molecule: messenger RNA, 3038 nt
Organism: Ahaetulla prasina
Lineage: Eukaryota; Metazoa; Chordata; Lepidosauria; Squamata; Colubridae
Gene: FBXO16
Product: F-box protein 16
Exons: 11
Coding region: 196-1413 (405 amino acids)
Molecular function (GO): protein binding
Source: RefSeq, a predicted model, not a curated record
UGUGGAAGAAGACAACCACGUCCUUAAUGGCCCUCUCGCCGUCGCCAUCGUUAAUGGCGUUGCUGAAGCGUUAAAGAUUCAAACAGAACAGAGGCUUGACAUUGGAAGUCAGAAAACCCAGGGCCAAAACAUCCCUGUUGACAACUUUAAAGACCACUUUUAUUGUCAGUAGGAAAUAGAAAACUGACAUCAGAGAUGGCAUUUGCACCUCCCAAAAACCUGAAUGGGCCCAAGAUGCAAACAAAGAUGAGUGCCUGGACACCACUGAAUCAUCAGCUCAUGAAUUAUAAGGUAUUUGAAGAAAGAAGAAACUUGUUGGGGAAAUGGUUUGACAAGUGGACAGACAAUCAAAGGCGAAAAGUCCUGACAGACUUCUUGGAGCAUUGCUCCCUUUCACAGCUGAAAUUCUGUUUCAAACUGCUCCAGGAUCGAGUGCCAAUUGAAGCACUGGAUUUCACCACCCAGCUUCCCCGAGUGUUAACUUUGUACAUCUUUUCUUUCCUGGAUCCUCGAAGUCUCUUCCGAUGUGCCCAGGUAAAUUGGCACUGGAACUACUUAACCCAGCUUGAUCAACUCUGGAUACCAAAAUGUCUGCGUUUUGGAUGGUACAUCAAUUUCUCUCCAACUCCAUUUGAGCAAGGAAUCUGGAAGAAACACUAUAUUAAGAAGACAGAAGAAUUUCAAGUAUCCAGAUCUAAGACCCCAUCAAGAAAUGAUUUUGUGGUGGUUGAUGUUCAGCCAAUAACAAAAGAUGUCCCAGAAAUAAAACAGUCCUUGUUGUCAGUCCUCGAAUCAGCAUCUCUGUCAAGAAGAAAGAUAAACAAAGGAAAGAGCGAUCUCCCACCUUGGCGUUCAUCAGAUAAGCAUCCAACAGAUAUCAUUCGUUACAACUAUUUGGAUAACUUUGAUCCCAUUGAGCAGGCAAGGCAGGCUAGAAGAAAAGGAGGAGGUCUCACCCCAGACCUCAGUCAGUCAGUUUUUCAGAAAAAGAGGAAACCAGGCAGUGGAACGUACAAACUCAGAAAAGCAAAGUCUCUGCAUCCUAACAGUGAAUUAUCAAGAACACCAGAUUGUGGGAAUCAGAUGUCCCUCUCAGCAGAACUUGACUCAGAAGUGACAGUUCGCCCAAGCUGGGCUCAGCAUCAGCCAAACAGCUACCCUCUGACUAAAUCAACAGCUAAAAUGAUUGCUCAGAGUGCUCGGUGGAAUGCUGAAAUACGUCCUGCACCUGCUCGAGGGCCCAUCCCAAAACUGAGUGAGAAAGGAAAGAAAGCCUUUACCCGAACUAGCAGAAGCUCACCAACAUCACCACUGUUUGAAAGUCUACCCUGGGAAGUUCCAUCAUCCAGCUAUGUAUCUGAUGCAGAGCAAGAAGCUGAAGAAAAGAGAACCUCGGCAUCACUACUGACUUAGUCUCCCAAAAGAAAAAAGAGUUUGUUCAAUUAUUGCUAAGUGAAAUGCCUCUUUCUCAAAGUUGGUGUUUGGACAAGGUUUAAGAAUCAAGUAGAUAGUUGACAGAUUUAUCAUGACUCCAUUUCCACAGUGAAUCAAUUAGCGGAUAUCUUGGUUUUAAAAAUUCGUAGAGCCAGGAACUUGCCAUGUGGCCUUGGAUGGUUUCCCAGCCUCAGUUACUAAGCUGUGGGUUGGAAAUUGUCUUAAUGUACCGGUAUUUCAUAGGAAUGUUGUGAGGAUGAAUGUUAUAGGGAUUACAACAGCUCAAUUCUGCAUAGGUUUAUUUAUGUACUCAGUGAAAUUUACAGAUAAGUGAGUAAACAAUUGCAGCUGAAGGUAUUUAGAAACUAAAACAAUGCAUCUCAAUGAAGAAUUUAAAAAAACCAGUUGAAAAAUGGGGGAAUAUUUAAAAUUGGUAUAUAUCAUACUGAAUAAUAAUAAGUAAAUAACUAUCAUGACCUGUGCCAAAUGUAGUUUUCACAUCCAUUUUUCUGCAUCUUCUUUUCUUUUUGUCUAUCAUGAACAAAUGCUUGUAUAAGAUGAGUAUUUAAUAUAUAUAACCAAAAAGACAGGGUGUAUAUUAAAUAAAUAAUUGUCAUCUCUUCAAGACUGCCAUUAUUAGCAUGGGGUUUGAAAAUUCUUUUGGAAGGAGGUCAAUCUUGCUUUGCUGGUGCUGUUUUAAAAAAACACACACAUUCUGUAAUGUGCCAAUGUUCACAGUGCAUUGAAACAUGCUAAUUAACUUGGAUGUAAAAUGAGGAAGGCCAGGAAUAUAAUGUACCAAUUCAUCAAUGAUGGUUAUGAUGCUGACUUUUUAAUGUAACCCAGUGUGCAAUAGCUAGCAGGGCAAGCUAUAGAAAUACGAUUUGAUUUUUUAAAAAAACUGCAAUAUGGAAUGGGAAACAGGAAUUAGCUUGUCACAUUUUGUUUUGUUUUUAAAUUAUACCCAAAUAGACUGACCCAGACUUAAAAGAGCCACAAAAGCCCUGGACGAGUAAUUUUUUAAUAGUUCCCUAGAAGGGUUGGGAGAUUUUUCAAAAUAAAACAAGAUAUAAAAGUGAAAUUUACACGUCUAUAUGUGAGUGUUGGAUCUACCACCGCACCACCUCAGCCCUGCUUCACUUUGAUGGUAGCCUGCAUGUGUCAGGAACCAGAAGUGCCAACCAGAGACAGCGGUUGAACGAUCCAAGGACACCAACAUGGUAAUGGAAAGCAAACAUCCACCAAAGAGCCGCCAAACAUAGAACUGUUACUAGAACAACUAAUUUGAACCAUUAGACAAUAACAAGAUGACCAAGGGGGAAGGCCCGGGAGAAGGGAAAAAUAGUAGCUUUGCAUUGGAAUUUUCAGAUCUGGCUUUUCCUAUACUGUAACCACUUGGCUUUAGUAAAAGUACACCUUUCGCAACAAAUGGAAGCCAGGUCUUUCUUUUCUAAAUGUCCAAACCGAGAAAGGCCUAACACCGAGUGCUUGCUUUUUGACUCCAUCCUAUAUUAUAUUAUAUUAUAUUGCUAUUAUUGUUAUAUUACUAUGUUAAAUACUGUUAUAUAACCACCACUAUAUUCUAUUACAUUGCUAUUCAAUUA